Messenger RNA from Polypterus senegalus (gray bichir), 9750 nucleotides. It is a transcript of the gene zfyve26, whose product is annotated as zinc finger, FYVE domain containing 26. The record is from RefSeq and is a predicted model, not a curated record. Gene Ontology annotation, molecular function: phosphatidylinositol-3-phosphate binding; metal ion binding. Gene Ontology annotation, cellular component: midbody; lysosomal membrane; centrosome. The transcript is spliced from 43 exons. Gene Ontology annotation, biological process: regulation of cytokinesis; double-strand break repair via homologous recombination; mitotic cytokinesis. NCBI's taxonomy places the organism in Eukaryota, Metazoa, Chordata, Cladistia, Polypteriformes, Polypteridae. The coding region runs from base 192 to 7895 and encodes 2567 amino acids.
UCUUAUCUUCUGGCAUGGACCGUUGAUGACAUUAACAACUGAAUGCCAUGCACUUUGGGUUUACAGGGAAUAAUCCAUUAUACGGUUGGCUUGGACGUUCUCGGAGAUGAGGAAGAUGCAGAUGAAGGAAGCCUGGCACCUUUUAUUCCAAGUUUAAGCCCUGUAUUUGAUGCUGGGUGAGGAGCAGACUGAUGAACAUGCAUCCUUUUGGCCAAGAGGAGCAGACCUCCGUGGAAAAACUGUUUGCAUUUUUCACUUGGUGUCUGCGGCAGGGCGAAUGGGAGCUUGCUCAGGCUUCCAUUGGACAGCUGAAGGAAUGGCAUGGAGAGGGUGCUGGUCAAGUGGAAGAAAUAUUGCAAGCGGUUGUCUCUUGUCCUUACAAGCUCAGGUGGGAGACAGUUGGCAGUCCACAUCGACUCGCUUGGUUUUGGCUUUUGGUACUAGAGAAGUGGUUUCCAGAUAAGGUGCCAGAGUUUGUCAAGCGUGAACUUGAAUUUAUGCUCCUUUUAGAAGAGCUGCCAAGUGGAACUACAGAGAAUGUUCUCAAGGAGUUGCACCUUGCAUUUCUGCAUAUCCAUAGUCCUCAUAUAAUACAAGAGAGAAAAAGAGAGCAUUGGAGCAGACCCCUAAGUGCAGAGACUACCUUGUGUUUGCAGGCCUUGUUAGAGAAGGUGCCAAGACUUGCUCAAGCACUGAUUGGGUACUUGCUGACUGAUGGGUCAGAGAGUGUACAUGUGGAGCACAACUUUUUACUACAAAAACUUUUCACUGAAUUCCUGCAGGACUCAUUGAACAGACUGAGGAAUGAUAGACAGAUUCCCAGCUCAUCUGAGCAAAGGAGAACUAUUGAAAAUGUUUACUCCGUACUAUCUGUCAUGCAUGUCCACCCUGAUCGUCAGGCAGCACAACUAUGGAAUUUAUGUGAGUCUCUGUUUGACGCUACUUGGGGAGAGGCUGGCUUUCUUUGUGAAGAGAGAAUUCUGGCCUGCUUGCUUCGUCCAGGAAACUAUGCUUUGGUCAAUUUGUAUAGCAGUGUAGCCUCAAAAAUGAGGAAAGGAAAGCUGCUAAAACAAACAUCAUUUUCUGUAGACGUCCCUGAAUCUGAGAAGGAAAUCCUUGGCGUUUUUUCUUGUUUGGAUCGGACAUCAGCUUGGAAAACCUUUUACUUUGACUGUUUAAAUAACAACAAGCACUUUUUGGAGCAAAUUCUGGUUGCAGCCUUGAGCUUGGUGAAAAGGGAAGACUUCUCUGGUUUAAAAACACUCUUGGACAAGGAGUUGAGACCUUUGUCGAGGCUUCUGCUUUUGCUAGGAUGGACCCACUGCCAGAGUCUGGAAUCUGCAAAGGCUUUGCUACGUAUACUGCAUGAGAACAAAGAGCUUCAUUUUGACUCUGUUUUAAAUGAGUAUGCUAAUGGAUUAUCGGCUCAAAUCAAAAUACUGGAAUGGUGCUGGGAGUGCAACAGAAAUAAUAUUUCAACUAAAGACCUCUUAAGACACCUGCACAGUCUUGACACUCACUCUGCACUCUAUGUCCUGCACUCACUCACCAACCUUCCAGCUCAGGAUGAGGACACGAUCUUGGCUAUGCUGCAGGCUCCAGCUUUACCUGGCACCUCAGGUUCCGCUGAGCUGCCUGAGACUUUACGCCUUGUUCAGUGUCGGAAUGUGGCACUUUUCCAAGGAUUCUGUGCUUUCAAAUAUGCUCUCUAUGCACUUUGCGUCAAUGCACACAAGUAUUCUCGCUGCUCUGAAUGUUUAGAUGAACUUCUGGAUGAGACACCUGGAGACCAGCUUGCAACGGAUGGCCAGUUUACAGAAGAAGGAUAUCAGGCACUUUUUAAGACGUUUAUUUCUAAAUGUAAGCAGCAUUUAUGGAAUUUGCCACUCACAUUUCGCCUGGAGUUACUGGAGAACAUUUAUUCUUUGAUAUUUCUGUCAUUUGAUGACUUUAAUUCAAGCAGAAAUGAUGAUAUUGCCUUGGAAGAGGAUGAUGAAGGAGAGAAAGACGAGACUGAGUGGUGUGAUGAGACAGUAGGUCUUGACAGCACCCUGGAGCAGACGGAUUUCUUGGAGUCUGAAGAUCAGACAAGAACUGAAUAUGAGGAAACAGCCAGCAGAGUGUCGGCCAGGUCUGGAAACCAUAGACAAGCAGACCAGAAAGAUAAUGAUCCAAAGACUCAAACACUUAGCUAUUUGCACAUUAAGCACUUUAUUAAUGGAGUAGGUGGGUUUCUUGCUGAUAAAUUCGCUGUGGAGGCUUUCUUGAAAAUGUUAAAAGAACAGCUGGAUAUGAUAGACUGCAAGUUACAAGCAGUCAACGUUAUACCAGAAACUGACACAGAAGUGGACGAGUUACUAAAUUCAUCAAUAACUACUGAAUUAUUUAACACACGUCUGCAGAGGCUUGUGAAAUAUAUCUCUGAGGCUGAGUGGCGAUUUCAGGUGGUAACAAGCAACAGGUUAGCAGAAGCUCAGAUAUCAACCAUGAGGAAACUGCGCCCUUUUGGCUUCCGUUCCAGUUUUAAACGGAGGAGACGGGCUGGCAGAAAUAAGGCAGAUGGGGCUUUAGUGCUACCAGUUGAAUGUGUAAAUGGGGAGCUGAGUGCCACUGCUUCAGAUGGGAGUGCUGGUACCUUCUCUAGCCACAGUGAUCGUGAUUCCAAGUUGCCAUCAGUCCAUAAAAGCCUAGUAAUUCCUAUGAUGUUGUCAACUCCCGAAUCUCUUCUCAUCUCUUCAAUUCUGAGGGGAAACUUUUCAACAGCACACCAGGUGGGAAAGAUGUUCAGCCUGGAAGCCUUGCCCAGCUUUGGAGAGCUGCUGUUCAUGGAGCUUUACCAGCAGGUGGUUAAGGAGCUUGAAGGAGUUGAGGACAAGAUCGAAAAGAAGACAUUGGAUGAUUCUGAUAAAAAGACUAACAGUGGACGUUCUACCCUCAAGGCUAUUGGGAGUGCAGCUGCAGCUGGUAUGGUAUUUUACUCGAUUUCUGAUGUUGCUGACAAAUUGCAAAGUUUCCCUGAGAAACCAGUGUUAGCUCUACAGGAUGACUUCUGGGAUAACUGCUUACACUUAGAGUCUUCUGGAGCACACCGAGAUAUUGUGGAAGACCUGAGUCCUGCAGGGAUGGCAGCCUUUGAUCUGGCCUGCACUCAGUGCCGCCUCUUUAAGACAUGCAAGAAGUUACUGGAGGUGGCUGAGAGGAGGCAGCACAACACACUGGAUGCAAAAGGAAAGCCACCUGAUUUCAGAGUUUGUCAUUCUGAUGGCAUUAAAGGGUUUCCUGUAUUUCUGGAACAGCUCAGCAAAAUCAUGAACCAUGCACCAAGUUCUUGUGACCCAACUAAGUCUGCAGAAGCAAGUGAGGAAAAAACAACAAGCCCGUUCUCCAGGAGCAUUCGGAGCAUUCUACUGACUUGCUACCCAACUUUAACAGAGGAUUGCAUUGCAGCACAACUCAGUAUUUCUCACAAGUUGAAGGGCAUCCUCUUGAAAUUAAAGUCUGCCAUGCAUUCUGCAGAUCUUAAAGGUGGUGACCUACUGUCGGCCUUGGUGGAUCAGAGCAAGUCUAGGCCUCAUGAGCCAGAAGACAAAUCUGUGAGAUUUCUGAUGAAACAGCUGCUGAAAACUGUGGACCUGCACAUCCAGAUGCAGGCUGGCAGACAUCUUCAAGUUGAUUAUAUACGCAGCUUUUUUGACUACGUAAAUACAUUAGCUGCUGUAUUAGUGAAAAGUCUGAACUCUGAAACAGAUCAUGGUCUUGAAGUGAAACUGUGUAAUCCUCUGCUGGUUUUACAUCAGACACCAUCUCAACUCAUCUCCCAGCUGUUGUUUGAGAAACAGAUCCCUCCUGAUAGGAUUUCAUCUCUCCUUCUCAAGGAAGACAUGCCCUUGAAUGUUCAGCAAGUGAUUGUCAACUGCUGCUGUGAAACUCUGCCUCUCUGGGACAUGAAGAAACAGCGGCACAAUCCUUCACUGUUGAAUGCUGUCUCUGUGUUUGUCCAUCAGUAUGCCAAGCAGCAUCUUCCAGCCAUGGAAGAGUUUUUUGAAGUGUCAGAUGGAAGUUGGAGCGAAUGCAUCACUUCAACAUCACCACCUCUUUCCCCAGGAGAGCAAACUCACUUCCUUCUUACACCAUCUGCCUUGAGUCUUCUCAAGUCUCAUUCAAGUUUACUUGCUGCCAUUGCUUGUCUGACUGCAUCCAAGGGAAUUAAGAUGGCAAAGUCAGGUUUGUCUGCAUGGAGGGAUUUUCGAGGCAGGAAAGAGGAUUCACCAGAUACAGAGCAACUGCUGAAGGAAUUCCCCAUCCUGGAGAGUUUUCUUCAGACAAUGUUGGAACCUUUAGAAGAAUCCUUUGAGGAAAAUGGAAGCCUUGCCAGUGCUCUCUGUGGCAAGCCUUGUGUCAGUUUGAUUCUCUCUGGUCUUCAUUGUCAUGCUGCCCUCCGUAUAGCAGAGGAUGUCUUUCAAGAAGCCCUUGCCAAUAAAGAUGUCUUGAGAGCUCUGAAAGUCUUAGAAUUAUAUGGCCCUGAGUGCCCUGCACUUUUUAAAAUGAAAGACAUUCUGCUUAGCUGUGCAGUUGUCAAUGAGGCAGAUGGAGUGCAGUAUUUGUUCCUUGUGAAGGAUGCUGAUCUCCGAGCCCGACUGGUGCUUUACUGUUUGGAAAGAUGGCAUCUGGACUCUGCAAUGGAGAUUCUUCAGUAUUGUUUGAGUGACUGCAGAACAGCGGAGGAGUUGAAAACAUCUCUCCUCCAAAAGAAAAAUGAGCUUCAGAUAUAUGACAAGAUUUUAAACCUAAAAUCAACAUCAUCUUGGGCUGACUGGCGGGAACUGAAGACAGAAUCUAACAGUGAUCCUGGAAUGGUAAUGGACAUCAUUCUGCUAAAUAAGGAGUUUGACUUGUGCAGGGAUUGGAUUCAACUAUAUCCCGUGUCAAAAAGCCUUUUAAGUCGAUUCCAGCGAGAACACCUUCUUCACCUACUGGAGAGUGGCGAGUCUGAAGUAGCUUUCCAGCUACUUGAGGGGUUAUCAGAUCCAGAGCUGUGCCUAUUCAUUUGUGAGGAAGCAUUGGACCAGCAUCCAGGUCUGGCUGCUUGCCAUUUUUUGACUAACUAUCUUACAACUCAUUUCCAUGCAAGUGUGUCUGCAGCCCGUAGGCAUGAAAUACAAGCCAUACGCAUAGGGUCCAAGCUGCUGCUUACUCUUCCUGAGACGGCUCGUCAGGACUAUUUCCACCUUUCCUCCAGUCCCCUGCUUAUGCUCGAGCAGUUAUUGAUGAAUAUGAAGGUGGAUUGGGUGGCAGCAGCAGUAAAGACCCUACAGCAACUUCUUGUUGGACAGGAAGCUGGCUUUACUGGAGAAGAUAUUGAUGACCUCCUCUCAAGAUAUGCCCAGAAAGCACUGGACUUCCCAUAUGCUCCACGAGAGAGGUCUAGAUCAGAUUCUGUGAUAAGCCUUCAGGAUCUUCUAAACCAAACAAUGGGCCAAGACGCAGUAUCACCACCUUCACUAACAGAUCCAGUGCCGUGUUCCCCAGCUGGCAGCAGUCCAGUACACACACCUAUCAGUGCCCGGGAAAAAGCCCAUCGGAAAUCAAAACCAACCUGUGAGUUUACACCCCCUGAGAAGCCCCCAGAAAAGAGGCACUGGGUUCCAGAUGACCAGCAGCUGUUGUGUAUGGUCUGUAAAAAGGAGAGGUUCACAAUGUUCAACAGAAGACAUCACUGCAGGCGCUGUGGUAGAUUGGUAUGCAACUCCUGCUCUACCAAGAGGAUGCUGGUGAACGGUUGCAGGGAAGAUGCAGUACGUGUCUGUGACCAGUGUUACAGUUUCUACCACCAAGAUUUUUAUGGUAACACUUCGAUCCAUAGUGGGGAAGGUUCACCAUUGCAAAGUACGGAAGAGGUUGAAGAGCCAGAAGUGGCUAGAAGCCCUGAUAAAGCCGGCUUGGACUUUUCAAGCAUUCUUCAACUCCCUGAAGCACAGGAAAGGCAAUGGAAGCUAACACUGAAUGAAAGCGACAUUGAAAUUGAGCGUAGUGAGUUUUAUUAUGAGCAGGCUCCAAGCGCUUCACUUUGUCUUGCCAUUUUAAACCUAAACAGCAACAGCAUAGCAUGUGGCCACCAGUUAAUUGAGCAGUGUCGCAAACUGUCCCUGGGCCUCAAUAACCCUGAGGUGGACCCCCGACUGAUCACAGACAUUAUGAAGCAGCUGCUAGUUAGUGCAAAGUUAAUGUUUGUGAAGGCAGGAAUGAGCCAGGAUCUCGCUCUGUGUGACAGCUAUAUUAGCAAAGUCGAUGUGCUGAAGAUUUUAGUCACUGCCAACUACCAGUAUGUGCCAUCUCUGGACCAAAUACUGCAGCCAGCAGCAGUGUCCAGACUGAGAAACCAGUUGCUAGAAACCGAGUACUACCAGCUAGCUGUGGAGGUCUCAACCAAGAGUGGUCUCGACCCAAGUGGAGUAUGGAGUGCCUGGGGAAUGGUAUGCUUGAAGGCUGGGAGCUUAAGUGCUGCCCGGGAGAAGUUCAGCAGGUGUCUGAAAGCCCCGUUUGACCUGAACCAUCUCAGUUUUGGCUCUCGGCUGCUACAGGACAUAGUUCAACACCUUGAGUCCACUGUCAAGCCCAGCAGUGGCAUGGCAGAUGAGGGCAUUCUGGCCUCCCUGAAAGAACUGGAAGAUGCACUGCUGGAGACCCCUGCAUCUGACAAGCCAGAAGGAAAGAUUCAACAGAACAGCAACUACCAAGAGUGUCUUUAUUACCUGCACACCUACGGGACAAAUUUGGCCAUCAUCAGCUUUUACAUGAGGCACGACUGCAUGAAAGACGCACUCUUACACCUGUUACAUAAGGAUUGCCCAGAUGAUGUGUUUUUGGAAGGGAUUUUUGUUGCCAGCUAUGAGAGUGGAAAGCUGCAUGGUUUAGAGAGCCUCAUGGAGUCAAUUGACUCAAGUCUGGAGAGCUGGAGCCACUAUCUCAUUGCAGCCUGCAAACACUUACAGAAGCGUGGAUUCUUCAACAUCCUGUAUGACCUGCAGCAGUUUAUGAAGGACCACGUUAGAGCAGCCAUGACUUGCAUAAGAUUCUUCACAUACAAAGCAGAAUCCUACGUGGAUCUGGGUGAAAACCAGAAGUGGCUAGUGAAGGCCAAAGAUCACCUGAAAACAUAUCUGCAUGAGUGCUCAAGCAGGGGUUCUGCGAGACGGAAAUCGUCAAGUUCAUUCCGGAAGAAGAUGUCCUCCACAGAUGUUUCCAGACACGUGAACACUAUUGAGUUGCAGAUAGAAGUUACCAAGUUCCUGCAGCGUUGUGAAUCAACAGGGGUGUCUAAGGGAACUGGGAGCACUCCAGCCAAUCUGUUUGGUAACAGCCACAUGAAGAUGGAGGUAGCAUGCAAAGUCAUGCUUGGUGGCAAGAAUAUUGAAGAAGGAUUUGGUAUCGCGUUCAGAGUUAUACAGGAUUUCCAGCUGGAUGCAUCAAUGGCUUAUGACAAAGCAGGAAAACGCUUGGUGAAGCAACAACAGUACAAGGACAUCAAACAGCUGCUUAAGUGUGUGAGCGAAUCAGGAGCGGCCACUAAAAAUGACUGUGACAACAUCAUUCUCGGCUGCAUUGAGGUUGCAGACAAAGGGCCUGCACAUGCAAAAGAACUGGACAGUUUGAUCUUGGAAAUGAAAUGCCCUGGCAAUAAGGUGAAGGCCUACUUGCUGUGCAGAAAGCUUCGCCCGGCCUACCUCACUGCAGUGAAGAUGGAGCAGCCCCAGGCUGGUGAGCUAGUGCAGGAGGUGUUGCUCGCUGCAGAGACCAUUGAGGACGUUGUCAUGCAAGACAUUUGCCGUCAGUGGCUCAGUGAGCACCAAGUCAAAGCUGCCACACGGCAGAUGGGCCACGCGUCACACAGAUAGCCGUGCUGAUGGAGAUGAGGGUGAACAAACCUCCCAUAGCUUCUCCUGCUUUGCCUAAAAUAUUUGCUUUAGAGACGGUCCUUCAUAAGGUGAACACAUCUGAUUCCUACCAUGAAAGAACCUUUGAAGGUAGUGUUUAUUUCUAAUACUAGGAAACAUGGUUAUUAAAAGGGCCUUAAAAUUCAUGCAUUGUCACAAUGAAAAAAAAAAAACAAAAUGCAAUACAUGCGUGUUCCUCGUAAGUCCAAUCCUACCUCGUGUUGCUGCUUUGCAAAACAAGCAGCUACAAAGAAAACAAAGAGGGAGAGCCCUCUGAACUCGAGUGAAGACAGCGUGUUGUCCUCACACCUCACGCUGCUCUCCCUGAACCAGCCUUAGUAACACAGCUGCUCUAGAUGAUGCUGGCAUUUUUUAUAUGUGUAUGUAAAUAUCUAUUCUUCCUUAGGGAAUAUAAGAUUUUGUUUUAGAUAAAAACAUUUUUUAGUUAGCAAAUUAGUAGCAGUGGAAUUUAAGUGAAUUUUCAAAGGAAAUAAUGUUACUGGAAAAAUUAAACCUAUGCCAAGUAGUAUGCUAGCUAGUGCCGAAGCACGCUGACUGUGCCAAGAUGGACUGACGUCAACGUGCUGCGAGGCCCUGGUAGGUGACAAAGCAGUGUGUUAAUCCACAAAUCAGUUUUGCUUCAACACAAACAGAAAAUUAAUACAUCCAAUAUCAAAUAGUGUGGAAAGAGUUGAAGUAUUAAUAAUUGGAAAAAAUUCACGUUUGUUGUGAUCAGAAAUACAAUCAGUGGUUCUUACAUAACUUUAUAAAAAGGCCUCUGAGAGAGAAGUGUAUACCUGUUAAACUGUCAAAAAUGGACCGCAGGAGUGUUAAUUCCAGGAAAUCUAAAAGGUGCUACCAGAUGUCUGCUCCAUUUAGUCAAAGAAAGUGCAUUAAGAGAUUAAAAGGAUCUGCGGGUUCACCUUUUAUAUAGAUAAAAAAAUCAAGGAUGUGCAUAAAAAAAUGCCGCAAAAAUUCUUUUCUCUCUGAACGAUAAAAGUCCAGAAAGUGUUUCCCAAGUCAUGAAGCAUGUUUGAAUAUUUAUGGUUUUAUUUAUUUUUAUUUUUUUUUGGUGUUGAGAUCAGAAUUCCAAUAUUAUGAAGAAUAAGAAAAUUCUAUAAUAGUUGCUUAUACACAAAUACUCUUCAGACUUUGAGGUUUCAAAACCUAAAGAAACCAAAGUAGUAUUCAUAAUUCAAGAAAUGAAAUGGCAUGACCCGCGUGGAUUGAUGCCGAUAGCCAAACUGCCAGACUGGAAGUUCUUUCCUACCGUGUGCUUCUAAUCAACUGCCUUCCUCUACAAAAAUCGAGUGCAUUCACUUCCUAAGUGUACUUCUGAAUUUCCUGGCCUGACAGCAUCAUCAGCCAUGGAUUUUAGGAAUUCUAAUCAGUUUACAUGGCCGUUUACCUGUGUAAAUAAAUCAACCCAAGUCUUUCCAGAGAGCUUUAUGAAGGCAAAUGAAAGACAUGAAUUCCAAGGGAGGAGGCUCUGCUGAAGUUUACAGUAGAAGAGGACAAUGCCAAGGUAAUUGCCAAGGUAUUGGAAUGCUUAGGCGUUAUUCUCUUUUGUUUCUUAUGCUUUUAAUAAAACUGUGCUAAUUUCUAUGGAAAUAUCCCUUUUUUUGUCACUUUACAUUUAAUUGUGCAAAUGUUCUCCUGUGCACUGACAUGUAAAAAAAGUUUUUAAAUGUUACUUUCCCCUGUGUCUGCCAUGUUCUUAAACUGCAAAUGAGCACAGCUUUAUAAUGUACACAUGAUGCAGUGUGUUUAAAAAAGAAUCUGUUAAUAAAAUAUUUAAAAAGAGAGAAAUGUGGAA